AGUCGUGGUCUGCAACUCGCUAGUCUAGUUUGGCACUUCAUUGAAUAAGAUGCUACUGCUAGCUGCGGCUGCGGGCCGCUCUAGUGCAAGUGCUUGGUAAAGAAACAAGUUUUCAUCUUUUUUCAACUCGAGGAAUCGACGAACAAGCACGAAAAGAUGCAGGUGGAGGUGAGUCUGACGCGGAACCGGAAUCUUACCGGCUCUGAGCUGAUUUUGAAAAACCUAACGUCCACAAUCACCUGCGGAAACAGACAGCAUACGGCGAGUCUGUACCAUGAGGGGCAAUAUGAAAUGCAAAAGCAUCGUACUAGUAUAAAUUGCAUGACAAAUUCCCUCAGCAUGAAAAAUGAAACUUGUAAUGCGGAUUUAGAUUAGGAGGGAUAUUUGUAAUGCAUGAUUGCGAUUACUACGAGUACGAUACUUUUGCACAGGAUAGGCAAGUGUUCAGCUUCGAGGAGGAGCAGCAGCAGAUAUGCAUUGCAAACAUAUAUGUCUGGGAGGAUUAGAAACUUGUCUUGCUGAUACUCGCAUUGCAGUGUGGCCGCUUGUACGGCAGAACAGCAUCAGAAGUUUUUCAGGCUCGAUGUAGCGGGGGAUUCAUCAACAUUCAUAAAGAGCAACACAAACUGGUUUCCAGCAUGAGAAAAUCACUAGCCAAUCGUAUUACUGCAUCGUAGAUCCUCUUGUCCUUCAACUAUCGCAUCACAAAAUUUCCAGACCCAGACUACACAUUUGCAAUGCAUAACAGACCCUGGUGCUCCAAAUUCAAAAUCAGCAGACCAAUAUCCUGUGCAAAAGUAUCUGAUACUCGUAUUGCAAUCAUGCAUGCAGUCCACUGAAUUGUCGUAUAGACUGAGUUGUAGCAGAAUACGAAAGCAAAGCGAAGCGAAGCUUACAGCGUAUUGUAUACCGAGCGAGCGUUUUCAAAGCAAGAACACGAUUGCAAGCGAAUCGCUUAAGCCUAACCAUUUUGACCCUUCCGUCGUAUAUUCACCAAAUCCCAAACAAUGGCGAGCUCUCUGAAUUGUCGCACCCCGAAGCAAUUCAACGUAGAAAAUCAAUGCAGCCUAGCGCAGCCGCUCAAUGAUAUAGCGCAGGGGAGCACCAGAAAAAGCUGAAAAAGUAAAAAGCUAAGGGAUUAUGAGCAAGCGUUGCGUGAGCAGAUUCAGAGAAAAACUCUGGCGCCUCGACGCGCAGCUUGCAUGACAAAAAUGAAAAUGAGGAAGGAAAGCCUGCGCUUUCGCGCACGGAGCGCGAUCUGUUGUUAUCAGCGUUGCAUCCGUAGUUGCAACGAGAACAAGAGCAAACGAAGCAGAAGUUAGCUUUUCUAGCGAAAAUAACAGCAGAACGAGCACGAGAGUAAAGUAGAGAAUACGAAAAAACGAAGACUAUACUCGAAGAACAAGAAGUUAAUAGUUGAGUGUGAAAAUAAAGGAAAUAAUAACAAAACGAAGACAGUAGAUGCAAAAAAACUGCGCAUGUGGAGUCUUGGAAGUGCAGCUGCUGGGCAGGUUGGUCGAAGCGGAGGCAACAAAUCAACUUGCUUGGUGCGCUGCACUUCAUGCUGUGUCUAUAUCUUCCGAAGGGCUAUGCAAUAACUAAACGAACGUAGGAAGAAACAACGAAGAACGACACAAACAGAAGAAGUCUAUGAACCGAGAAUAAAGGUGUUUGAGCCUUGACAAGAACAGUGCUUGUCAUGAGAAGUAAAAGGGGCAAACUGGCAAAAAAAAGAGCGAAAUAGCGUAAAGACACUUGCCGCGGCGCAAUUGUAAACACAAAAAAAGAGACGAAGAGCCUACGCUUCUACAUUCUUAAACGCAGACAAGGACCGGCGACCCUCCGAAGCCGAGGACGUGGAGGCCAUGCGGUGAAGCUCUUGCAGCUCCGGCGGGGCGCGCGGCUCGAUUGUAGUAGUGCGCCAAGUUGUUGGCAUUCGCAGAAACUGGCCCCCCUGGAAAUUUCUGGUAAGCGCCAGCGGGAUAAACACAACGCAAGGGCAGCGCUGCGCACGCCACCACGCCAUGGGCGCCGCUUCAUAGAUGCGCCAGAUGAUGCUGACCCCUGUGACCCCUUCGAUGCGAAUUCGAAUGCCGCGCGUAGCAGCCUCGACCCGACUAACGGACCCGCGUAUGUUCGUUGGGGUUUGUCGCGGGCCCGCCGUUUCCAGUUCAGCAACGUCAGCGUAGGCGUUUGUUUGCGGAUAUGCCGUGCCAAUUUGCCGCGGCAGCGUUUUUCUUUGUACCAAAAGCGAAAAAAGAGACGCAAGCAAGCCCGCGGGGUAGGGCGGGUUUCUGCAUGCAAAUGGGCGCGCGGCGCCACAAAGAAAACGCGGCGCGGUAAAUUGGCGUGGCAUAGCAAUGGCAGCGAGCCUGUUCCGAAAACGCGUUCCAUUGCGGGAUCCACGGCAACGACGGCCGAAAGGUCGCUUCCUGUUCCGGAAGGCGCUGCCGCAGUCGGGGGCCCUGCGGGUGCUCUUGGCUGCACGGGCGCCGAAGGCGGCAAAGCGGUGGGCGGGGCUGCGUUGGGGGGGGGCGGCUUUGGUGCCGCAUGGCUUUCGAGCCCGCCGGGGCAGCGCUUCACAUCCUUCCACGGGACGUCCUUCAACGACGUUUCCCGCUUUUUGCCAGCAAGCACGCCGUCGCUGCGAGCAUCAAUGCCCAACGACUUCAGCUUGGUAACGACGUACGGACCCAAGAAUUUUUUCGCGAGCCCGGGGCCUUUCUGGCGGUUUCGGCACAAAACGCGUUCCCCAAUUUUGAGCUUUUUGAUGUCCUUGAGCCUGCUGGCAUCGCCGCGGAGUUGGAAAAAGCGCUUCCGGUUCGUGAGCGCCUUCAUUUUAAGGGAACUGCGCAGCGCGUUUGCGGCGGGGUCGCUUCCCGCGUUGUCGCUGCUGUCCGCUGCGUCGUCACUGCUUGUUUCCCCCUGCCGCCCAACCGGCUCCGCCACUUGUGCUUGCGGCCCGUUUUUCUUUUCUGCUUCUGCGCUGGCUUCGCUGUUGCCAACGAUUUUCGGGGGCGCACGCGGCACGGGGUGAAGGGUGGCUUCCGUUACGUCUCGCAGGGGCCGCAGGAACGUCGCCAAAUGCCGGGCAGCCGGAAUGCGCCGGCUCCUGGUGGUGCGGCGGUUCAGGGCAGCAACGCACGCCGUGUGGUGUCGCACCCAAUCCCCUUCCCCGCCCCUCUUUCGCAGCUGUUGCUUCAAUUGCCCAUUAUAAGACUCAGUGGCCCCGUUGGAUUGUGGAUGCGCCCGGGGGCUCUCCCGGAUGUCCGUGCGAAACGCUUGCCCCGCGGCGCUAUCCGCCACAAAAGUGGCGCAGCGGUGGUCUCGGGUCAAGCACGUGCAUUGGCUCCAGUCUUUGAUCUUUUGCAGCUCGGUACCCUUGUCAAUGUUCAGAUGAUCCGGGACCCCGUGUUCCUCCACCAUGUCCAGAUAGGCUUGCUUUACUUCUUCGGCCUCGAAGCUGGUUAGCAGUUUGGAACACACGGCGCCGGUGGUGAGGCAGCACAUAUUCAGACAGCCGACGAACUUGGUGCCCGCGUGUUUGCCGCGGUGGGCCGAAUUCUCGCAAGGGGUGCAGAUGAUGCAAUCUAUUCCGGCCCAGCACGUAUACAUCGGAAAAGUAGCCCCCCACAAUAACCGCAACGCGCCGCUGCGUGCAACACUCAAAAAAGACGGCGCGCUCUGUGUAGCUUGGCGCUUUCUCUUAGAUUUGCGCGCCGCGUGUGGUUGCGGUUACGGGAGGCGGGGCACUUUUCCACAGGAUAGGCGAAGGGGCGUAGCGAUUCGUUGGCGGGGUCCCCAAGCGCCGCCAGCGUGGAACUGGCGUAGCUGUCCUGCUGCCUUGGCGCCGUUUCUUCGUUUGCCGCGCAAGCUUCGCACGCCUGCACUGCCUGCCGGGCACUUUCCUUGAAGCCGCACCAUGUGAAACCUAGUUGCUGGAUGCCCGCCGCGGUCGCAUCUACCCCCCCAUGGGAUCGCAAGUGGGCAAGGGCCGCGAUGCGUUGCUUUUCAGCUUCGUCACCGGCGGGCACUACCGUCAACCAAUCAGGAUACACCAAAAGCGCCUCCGUGGAUUUGCGUCCAUAGCCCUGAAACUCCGCGCGGACCUGCAGCUUGCUAGUGCCUGGGGCCAGGCGAAAAUAACGGGCCUUGUCCUUCCACCACUUGCGCUGCCGAGCGGUGAGCCCCAACGCCUUGCAGGCCGCCCUGACGUCGGCAGCUGCCAACAGCGUUUCGAUCGUGUCAUCGGGCAAAGAGAAAUUUUUACCGGCGUUCGACUUACGGCCCCGCUUCAAAGGCGGGGGCGCGCACUCGCUUGAGUCCGAAACGCUUCCCAAAUCGCCCUGCUCCGAAUCGCUUGCGGCCGCAACAACCUCAGGCGGCAGCGGCGCGGAUGCAUUCAGCUCCGCGGGGCGCUUUUGCGGAGCAUAGCCGGCGUGCUUUGGUUCUAGCGCCUGCGGAUCAUCUCCUAUCGAGUGCUUCUCGGGGCCAUUUUUGGCAGGCGCGUUUGGCUUUAGCGCUGGCGCGCUCGUUUCCGUGCCCUGCUUCUGGCAACCCGGGUCACCCCCCGCCGCCCCUGUUUCUGGUGCCUGCGGUGCUGCUUCCGCUUGCGCCGCCGGCCUCGCGCUGCUGCCUCGCGGGGAUGCGCUGGGCAAAACAUAGGCGUCAUAGUGGCGGCCAUCGUACUGCAAGCGGAUUUCCGUCGUGCCGGCUCCAAUUUUUUGAAACCUUACGGCGGAGCCGGGGGCGGGCUCGAUGCAGAUCGUGAGGCCCAUCACCUGGGCGGCAGCUUCCAGAAAGGCGUGCCCAAGCCACACGGUUGCGGCUGGAUGCAGCAGCUUCUCCAACCAGGACAGCCACUGGCUUUGCUCUUCCAGGACGCCGCGCCCCGCCGGUUCGUCAGCCCCAUACUCCCCCACCCAAAACGGACCAAGCUCUUCGCUAUGCCAAUGCGCAACACACCCCCUUCCCCUUUUUUUCCUCCUUUGGCCUCGGUGAUUGGCGCCGGGCCAAGCACCAUCACAAGCGCCUACCAUAUGCCGGCCCGACUCAGAGCGGGUAGUCUCUGGCGCAUUUUUGCCAGAACAACGGCAAACCGCCGAAGAACUUGAAAAAAAAAAACCAAAGGGCCGGCAAUUCUGUGCGGAACGGAGAACAGCAUCACAAAUUUGGCCCGUCGUCUUUAAAGAGGGGGGGGGGGGUGUUGCGCGGUGCCAUAAUCACGCUUCCCGGCCAUGAAACCUUCCACCAGCUGCUUCACCUUCGGCAUGCUGAUACCCGUGGCCGCCGCAAUGGAGAGAGGGCAACAGUUGCCGUUCCCCGCAAUUUUUUGCAAAACCGCCUCUCCAGUCGUAGGCGCAUCCUGUGCAAAACCCCCCCCCCCUCAAGAUCACGGCGCGCCUUUGUCAUGCUGUUUGCAACAUUUUCCCGGAAUUUUUCGGAAAAAUCCGGGGAAAACUGUAAAAGGCCGACAAAAUUCGGGCCCUGCGUUUGCGACAAGGAGGGGGGGGGACUAUUUUCUUCGCCAUAUUUUGCCGGGGCGGCGCCGCUGUGGGGCCCGCUCGCGUGUUCCCCCCGAAUCCAUUCCACCCGGCAAAGCCAUCCCAUUUUUCCCGGUUUCGGGUUCCGGCUGCCGGGAAGGCGGCCGGGCUGACCCGCACGGUUGGCAUUCGCGUCGCCGCCCAGGAGGGGCACCAUCACGGUGCGGAAGUCUUUUUCGGCCUUUGCGCCCCCCUCCACCUUGUACCAACCCUGCCAGCACGUUUCUGAUGUGCGGGUGACAAAUCGGCCUAUAAAAAUGAAACUUCCCCCCGCCCCGAACUUAGACUCGAAAUCUGUCAUGCAGAUUUGUGGCCACAAAUCAGAUUUGUCAUGCUAGAACAAAAAAAAUGCAAACUGUAGAGCUGGUUCUCAUGAAAAGUCCUUGCAUCUUCAGCAUGACAUCGGGCAGCUAGAAGUGCGAAACAACAUGACAAAUUCGCUGCAAAUGAGGCCGCAGCUGCGUCUCUUGGCCUUCUAGCAUUACAAGCCGGCCUGACUGUGUACUCAAAAGCAGCAUUACAAAUGUCGUUUUUGAUAUGGGGAGGGGGGUUUUUCAUUCUAAUACGGCAGCGGUGGUCUUCCUUGGCCUUUUCCACCGUCGCCGGCGAAACAUUGUCGAGAUCGACCAGAAUCCACGCCGAGUUGGUCGGCCGAAAAAAAUAAUGAAACGCCCGCCCCAAUUGGUCCGGCCGCCACUCCCGGGGCAACAAGAUCUGGUCCAUGACGAGAGUGCCUGUGGAAAAUAAAAGCGAAAAAUAGCAAAGGGGAGCGACGUGGAAACGAAGGCACAUAUCACAAACGCUAUAGAGGCUUGCCCAAGCAAAAGAACCUCCCAAAAAAGUUAACAAAACCACUACGAAAAAGGGCCGGAAACCAAAAACGAUAAGCAUACCGCCGCCGCCGCGCACUGGCUCCGUUGUUGUUGUCAAAACCAACUUUCGAAGCCCCCCGAUGUCCGGGCAAAACUUGAGGACCCGCGCCAUGUCCGAGGUCAAGGCGGCGGGGUCCAGGUCGUCCGUCACCAGCCCUUCGGACGUGUAGCGGUAUCCCGGAAAAACGGACGGCGACCCCAGAACAGGGGGGGGCGGGGGGGGGGUGUUGUUCGCGCGCAGUCCCCCGCCGCGCCCGCGUCCGUCCCCGUCCGCUUCGGCCUUGCCCGCCUCCGACUCGCUUCCCGGGUCGGAGUCCGCGAGCGAAGAAGCUGGGCCCGCGUCGAACUUCGGCACCGCUGCCGCCGGUAGGGGGGGCGGGGCGGCCUUUUCGCCCUUUGGGCCCGGAGCACUGGGGGCCGGAUCUUGUAACCAAGACACGUCCAAAACACUGCCCGCGCCGCUGUAGGGAAAAGCCGCCAUCAGGUCGGCGUCGCGGGUUUUUUUGGCCACGUUGGCGGCAAAACUUUUCUGGCCCGGGCUGUAGGGCUGCGCCUCUUCCGACGCCGUAGCCAACAUCCCUCCCAGCAUGCUGCAACAUCAUGAAAAAAGCGCGCCCCAGCCGCGAAGGGCCGCCGGCGUCUGUGAUGGGCGGAAAUGCGAAAAAAACGAAAACGCCUGCCAUGCCUAACAUGCUGCCCCUGCUUCGCAAAGCCAGCGGCGCGCUUUUUUUCUGGGGGAUAUUUUUUCCUUCGGGUUCAACGUCUUCCCCAGGUCCCGAAGCUUGGCGAAGUUCGCCCAAAGGCGGCCCACCUUCAGGGCCGUAAGCCGCAGGCGCCGGCGCUGCGUGUCCGAGUAGGCCACCCGGUCGCCCAUGUCGAUCCAGCCCGCGGGGGUCAGGCGCGGCGGAAAGUUGCCCGAAUCCCCGAAGCAGAAUUCGGAAUCGUCCGCAUCCAGAAAGCCAGCGGCCGCCAAGGCCUUGGCCCGGUCGUAAUCGCCGCCCACCGAAACGAUUGCCAUGGUUUGCAAGGCGAAAUCGAAAAAAUGCAAGAAGGAGAAAAACGCGAAACAACGAAAAAGGUAGAGAAGCCAGAAACGUAGCAAGCUAGUGCGUGGCUGGUAUUUUUUUGCUUAGUAGGGAAGAGGUUUUUUGUGGUUAGUGCGCUCGUUUUUCGUCCGAGGUCGACAAGUUGUUUUUUUUUUGGGUAGCGUGUUCUUUUUUCGUCUGAACGAGACAAAUUGAAGUUGGGCACUGUAGUGAAGAUGAAACAAGAAAAAAAUAGUAUAAGCAAGAGCCACAAAGUCGCGAUCGUAUGACUAUCACGUGAUUGCUCACAUGAUAGUCAUGUGAUUUUGGACCCCCAUAAGCCAAUUUGAAUUGUUUCGAUCACGUGAUAAUCAAAUGAUUAUCACAUGAUAACCGACCCAGGACGAAAAUUACAUCUGUCGCACCAUAUGACAGAUCCCCCGUCAUACUUACGCACGAAAAGCAAAAAACAUGAACGAAACGCAACGAAAACGGCAAAAGAACGAAGACCGAGCGUAUAUACAAUACGAUGACAAUUCAGAUUGUACGAAGCCAUGCCGAAAAAUAAAGUGAAAAAAGCAAUUCAGCGUGGCGCAACUCAGAUUACUGCAUGCAUUACAAAUUUUUUUCUCAAGGUAAAUCCACAUUACAAAUUUAAUUUCUCAUGCUGAGGAAAUUUGUAAUGCAUUUAUACGAGUACGAUACUUUUGCAAUGCAUAACCAAGACCAUGAUGUACGUGCGCACCAUUCCGCUAAAACAAGUGUUGCAGCACUGCCAGCAGAUCAACGGCCCAUUUCUGAAUUGGGUGCCAGUCUACACACCCGGAGACCCGUCAGACCAACGUUUUGAUGUCCGACACCCAGCAGAAGACCACGAGCCGCAGGUCUACCUGUCGCUGAAGAUGUACGCGCGGAGCUCCUACAACAACGCGCUGCCCCCGGGUUCUGGCCAAAACCUCAGGAACAUGAUGCCCGCAAGCGGCGGCGGUUACUUUCCUCCCGAAAGAACGACUUCCAGUGCGGUAAACCAAGUGCCACCCCAUCCGCCGCAGCCGAUGGGCGCAGCAGCAGCAGCUUUCGCGCCCAACUCUCCGCAGAAUAGCAAUCCGGGAGUUGGCAGCUACGGAGGUGCAGCCAACAUGAUUGUGCCAGGCAACAUAUGCACUGUAAAAGUAUCGUAUUCGUAUAAAUUAUGCACUGCAAAUUAGCUCAGCAUCACAAAUGGAAUUUGUCAUGCUGAUUUACCUUAGCGUGUAGAUUUGUAAUGCAUAAUUGCGAUUACUACGAGUACGAUACUUUUACACUUGAUAAAACAUCCAGCGUAGGAACUCCACUUCCCGGGGGAACCACCCGCAGUCGCCGCCCCAGUCCUCCGAACUGCUCGCAAAUAACUAUUAUCGUGAGAAAAAAUAAGUAUAGACAGUUACACAUUAUGUUGCAGGAGCCACAGACAGAGACAACCUCUGUCAUGCAGGAGAUGCUUGCCAACCUCAUUCCUUUCGUGUUUUCCCUUAUAGUCCGCGCAUCACAGGUUUUCCUCGCCAUGUCGAGCAACUCGGUGAUGCAGAAACUCCAGCAAAUGUGUAACUGAAACAGUUUUUUCCUGUGAUACCUAUCGCGGGCAAACUACUAUCACGGCGGGGGCGCCGCCCGGCGGUCUUGCAGCUGGUGCAGCAGGCGCAUCGGCGAAUAACUUCGUCCUUGAGCACCAACAAUUUGGCGCCCAGGUCGGCGGCCAAAACAACCUGCAGAACCAGCCCGCACCAAAUAUGUACUCGACCCGCCCGCAGACGCACGCGCACCUGGUCGGGGGACCUGGUGCUCCGCCACACGUCGUCGCGCGGCAAGUGCUAGAGGAGCAGACGCAGUUGCCACAGUCGACGCCAUCGUUACGGAGCAACAAUCAACAGCAGACAGCUCCGGCCACGCUGAACGACGCAGACCUUUCGGAAGCGAAGUGGAUGGCCAAUCACAUCCAGCGCCACAUGUAUCAAAUGGAAAUAUGUCUGGGUCUGGAAAUUUCUUGUGAUGCAAAUCUGUGAAUGGUGGGCUCACUACAAUAUGCAGCCAAGCAUGUUGACAAGUUUUUGCAGUGCCAUGCGUUUCGUUUUCCGCAUGGCAAGCUGCGUUUUUGCACGACAGGCAAGACGACCCGUUCCUGCUUACGCAUCACGACAGAUCUAAGAGUGAUGCCAGACAAGCAUGACAAGUCCUGCAUUCUUCCAGACCCAGACAUUUUUGCAAUGCAUAACAUGGCGCAGUCCGCGAUCCAGCAGCAGGCCGUCGAGAAGCUGCUAUCGCAAGGAAACAUCCCCCCUCCCCAUAUUGACGAGGUAGGUUUUCGAAAAUUUGUGUUGGUUGAUUUGUGACCACAAAUCGUGUCUGUCUUGCAGGACUGCGACUCCACCGGCUCCGCCGCAUCAAUUACGCAGGCGGUUUGUCAUGCCGUUGGGCCUACAGCGCGGACGUUUUUCAUGCUAAGCGCCUGGCCUAGGUGGAAGAGGAAGCCUCUCUACUCAGGCUUGAUAUGGGUCCGCAGUCCUCUCCAGCAAAAAGACAAGCCGACUUCUGGCCACGUCAAAGCAGCGGCACAAGUUUUCUUUUCGAUAUGUGCUGGGGAAUUUUUCCUUUUGAUAGCUGCAAAACAAAAACAAGAGCCUCGAGCAGCAGUAUCAAAUGUAAAAAUGUCUGGGUCUGGAAGAGUCAUGCUGUUUUUGCAUGACACAGAAGGUCUGGCAUGGAAGCUCUAGCAUCACAGGUUUCGAGAACCUUCCGCAAUGCCGAAUCCGCAUGACAGGUCCCCUAUUUUGCUGGCAAAAAGUGGGAGCUUUUGCUGCGUAUGCAUGAGAGACUUUUCUGUGUUCUGAAAUACGCAUUACAAGUUGCAUUCUUCCAGACCCAGACAUUUUUACAUUUGGUAAGCAGGUGCAGACACUGAAAUCCGAGUAUCAAAUGCAAAAAUGUCUGGGUCUGAAGGAGGAGAACUUUGUCAUGCACAUUUUCCAUGAUCCAUGAUGUCUCUGAUGUAUGCCAUAGCAUCACAGAUUUUUUGAGCGCCUAUCGAUGCGCAUCCUGCAUGACAAACCAAUACACUCUCCACGUAGCCAAAUUUGACUCCUCUUGCUGCUCAUGCAAUGCAGAUUUUUUUAGCAUCCAAAUGCAGCAUCACAAGUUUCUUUGGCUCUUCCAGACCCAGACAUAUUUGCAAUCCAUACCGAGCUGCAGAUGACGAAGCACGAAGCAAAGAUGGAACUCGAGAAGGUAGAGACGCGGGUGAAGGCAAAGCUGACGCAAGACCUGGCGGCCGAGCGCAACGAGUGGAUUCGGAUCAAUAUAUCAAAUGCAAAUAUGUCCGGGUCCUCUGGAAGGAUGCAAGCUUGUGUUUGUGAUGCGAAGAUCACAUCACAUGAAAAUCUCUCGUGCCUGGACACGUUGCCCGAAUCAUUGUCACGGAAGGAGGAAAUAAAAUCUGUCUUGCGGAUUAGGCAUUGAAAAGCCUUCCAAAGUUUUGUGAUGCUGGGGCUUGCUUGGCAGACGAGAUGACCUUCUGGGUCAUGCAAAAACAGCAUGUCAGACAUCUGCACUCAUCGAGAGGACCCAUAUGACAUAUCUGUAUUUGAUACAACACGGAAAAAAGCGAUUUGCUUCAGCAGGAUCUGUAUGAAUUGAAAAAGUAUCGAACUAAGUCUAGUAUGAAUUGAAAAAGUACUUCUCACGCCCUUCUUGACACAGAUCCGCGUGGGCAUUGCCAGGAAGGCUCUUGCGUGUCAAGAAGGUUCCGCUAGCUCGUGUUUCGUUUUCAGGGGUCCAAAGUUUUUUUGUUCUUCCAGAUGCAGCAUUACAAGGUUUGAAAUCGCUCAAAAUUUGAAACACGAGCUAGCGCGCCCUUCUUGACACAGAGCCGCGCGGGCAUUGACAGGACGGCUCUUGCGUGUCAAGAAGGUGCCGUUAGCUCGUGUUUCGUUUUCAGGGUUCCAAAAAUGUUUUGUUUUUCCAAAUGCAGCAUUACAAAAUUUGAAAUCGCUCAAAAUUUGAAACACGAGCUAACGCGCCCUUCUUGACACAGAGCCGCGCGGGCAUUGACAGGACGGCUCUUGCGUGUCAAGAAGGUGCCGUUAGCUCGUGUUUCGUUUUCAGGGUUCCAAAAAUGUUUUGUUUUUCCAAAUGCAGCAUUACAAAAUUUGAAAUCGCUCAAAAUUUGAAACACGAGCUAACGCGCCCUUCUUGACACAGAGCCGCGCGGGCAUUGACAGGACGGCUCUUGCGUGUCAAGAAGGUAGUACCGCUAGCUCGUGUUGCGUUUUCAGGGUUCCAAAAAGUUUUUGUUUUUCUAAAUGCAGCAUUACAAAGCUUGAAAUCGCUCAAAAUUUGAAACACGAGCUAACGCGCCCUUCUUGACACAGAGCCGCGCGGGCAUUGACAGGACGGCUCUUGCGUGUCAAGAAGGUAGUACCGCUAGCUCGUGUUGCGUUUUCAGGGUUCCAAAAAGUUUUUGUUUUUCUAAAUGCAGCAUUACAAAGCUUGAAAUCGCUCAAAAUUUGAAACACGAGCUAACGCGCCCUUCUUGACACAGAGCCGCGCGGGCAUUGACAGGACGGCUCUUGCGUGUCAAGAAGGUGCCGUUAGCUCGUGUUUCGUUUUCAGGGUUCCAAAAAGUUUUUGUUUUUCCAAAUGCAGCAUUACAAAGUUUGAAAUCGCUCAAAAUUUGAAACACGAGCUAACGCGCCCUUCUUGACACAGAGCCGCGCGGGCAUUGACAGGACGGCUCUUGCGUGUCAAGAAGGUGCCGUUAGCUCGUGUUUCGUUUUCAGGGUUCCAAAAAGUUUUUGUUUUUCCAAAUGCAGCAUUACAAAGUUUGAAAUCGCUCAAAAUUUGAAACACGAGCUAACGCGCCCUUCUUGACACAGAGCCCUACCGGCAUUGACAGGACGGCUCUUGCGUGUCAAGAAGGUGCCGUUAGCUCGUGUUUCGUUUUCAGGGUUCCAAAAAUUUUUUGUUUUUCCAAAUUCAGCAUUACAAUGUUUGAAAUCGCUCAAAAUUUGAGACACGACCUAACGCGCCCUUAUUGACACAGAGCCGCGCGGGCAUUGACAGGACCACGGCUCUUGGUUGCGUGUCAAUAAAGUUCCACUAGCUCGUGUUUCUUUUUCAGGGUUCCAAAAUUUUUUUUGAAAUCGCGAGUACAGGAGGCGCCGUUGCCACGUGUUCCUUUUUCAGGGUUCCAAACAGUUUGCGUUUGCCCACAUGCAGCAUUUUGCGUAACUAGAACCAAAACUACAAGUAGUGCGAUAUUUUUGCAAUGAAUAACCUGGUAUGCACUGCAAAUAUGUCUGGGUCUGGAGGAAAAGAUGGUGCACGCUUUAUUGUCAUGCAGGUUUAACAUAACCAAGAAGGUCUCGAAUGUCGGCUCUAGCAUCACAAGUGAAGAAGUUUUGAGAAAGCUCCGCAAUGCUGAAUCCGCAUGCGAAGAGAAGUGCCGCCUUCUGGUAACCAAAAGUGAUGAAGACUUGUUUUCCUGGUCACGCAAUAUAGAUUUUCGUGUCGAUCAGAUUUAGCAUGACAAAGUCGACGGACUCUUCCAGGAGACCCAGACAUAUUUGCAAUGCAUACCUGGACCGCGCCAAAGUGGAAAAGACCAGUCUGGAGCAGCGCCUGUCGAGCUACGUAUGAGAGUGCACAACUCCCCCUCCCCCGCCUCAUUUGUAAUGCAAAAACCCAAACUGCUCACACCGUGCUUAUCCUUAUCAGUGCUGUCUGCAUGACAAAUUUACGAAGCUCACACAGUGAGUACUACAGUCCGCAAGUAAAUUUGUCACACGGAAACUACAUUAAACAUUUAUUCUGCCGUUGCUUGUAUUGCUGUCCAUGCCCUACAAAUGAGGGGGACGGGGGGGUUGUGCACCUUCAUACUACGAAAAGCUCGAGCACGAGUUGCGAGCCAGAGGUCUGGAAUUGGAAAAAGUGAAGGCGGAAAACGAGCAGGUGCGCAGAACUUGCUUUUUGGUGACACACAGUUGUUCUGAGAUGAGCUACGACCUAGGAUGUAAAAACUGAUACUGAUUGAAGUAGGAUUUUUAGGGAUACAGAAGAAUGUAGUUGAAGAAGAUUAUGCGUAGUACACAGCUAUGAGCUGUCGGGUGGCCUACUUCCAGUUUAUCUUAUCGUCAUGUUCUUGCCCCGGGCAUGAUCGACUGGGGGCGGGACUUUUGCAAGACAAAAGAGGGGGAGGGAAAAAUAAAAUCAUUUCGUGCACAUCAAGAACUCUCAUAAUAUUCACAUCAGAUUAAGCGGCUCCGCGACACAGCCGAGCACGAGACGAAUAUCCUGUGCAAAAGUAUCAUACUCGCACUAAUUAUCGCAGCCGUGCAAGACAAAUUUCUUUUUCAAGCUAAAUCAGCAUCAGAAGCUAUUCCAUUUGUCAUGCUGAGCUAAGUUGCUUAUUGUUUUUGUAUUGCAAUUAUACUACGAGUGCGAUACUUUUCCAAUUCAUACCGAAUCUCCAAAAGCAACGCUAUCAAAUGCAAAAAUGUCUGGGUCUGGAAGGUUGGAACUUGUGAUGCGCAUUUCACAACACGCAAAAAUCUCUCAUGCAUUGGUAGCAAAAGCUGCCCAUUUUCUGUCACCGAAAUGGGGGAUUUGUCAUGCUGAUUCGGCAUUGCGGAAGCUUCUCGAAGCCUGUGAUGCUGAGCUUCCAUGCCAGACCUUCUGUAUCAUGCAAAAACAGCAUGACUCUUCCAGAUCCAGACAUUUUUACAUUUGAUAAACGCCUACAUGAGACAAUCCAGAAAUCCAGCUUCGAGAAAAAAACGCAAAUAUGAGAGUGCACAACUCCCCCUGCUCCCCCUCAUUUGUAUUUUUGCAUGAACAGCAAUACAAACACCAGCACACGUGGAGCCUAUGCAUGAGAAAUUUAUGUCCCUACGUGUAGUAGUAGUACAUACUGUUUGGGAUUCCGGAAUUUCUCCUGUAGUAAACAGUGCCACACAGCAGAGACUGGAUCUGGAUUUGGGGUUUUGCAUGACAAAUGAGGGGGAGAGCGAGUUAUGCGCUUUCAUAGCAAAAAGAGGAAAUGCAGAAAGAAAGGGAGCACUUUCAGCUGUUGCUGAAGCAGGCGAGGUAUGAACUGCAAAAGUGAGUUGUUGCUUCUAGUGGGAAUCGCAUGGCAAUAAAUUUUCUCACCAGCAUGAGAAAUCAAAUUUGUCAAUGCUGAUUUAGAUUUUGAGUCACCUUCGGUGGAACGAGAUUUGAAAAAUUAUGCAUGAUUGCGAUUAGUAUCACGAGCGCAGUGCUGUUGCAGACAGGAUAAAAGCGACAAGCACGAGAUGAAUCAGACCACCAUACAGAAUACCAUAGCGCAAAAAUGUCUGGGUCUGGAAGAAUGCAACUUGUGAUGCUGCAUUUGGAUUCCAAAAAAAUCUGUAUUGCAUGAGUAGCAAAGGGAAUGCAAUUUUUGCUACGCUGAGAAGGCAUUUGUCAUGCGGAAUAGGCAUCAAGAAGCCUUCAAAAAAUCUGUGUUGCCGGGGUAUGCAUCACAGACAUCAUGGCUCAUGCAAAACGUGCAUGACAAGUGCCAGAAUCUUCCAGACCCAGACAUUUUUGCACUUCAUACAGAACCAGUUCGACGCGGAGUUUGUCGUUCUGAUAUCCACAGUAAAUUAAAAUUUCCCGCACAUGUACAACAAAUUCGGUCUCUGCAAGACAAAACUUGGCUUCGAUCGACGUUUAGCAUGACUAGUUUUACCCUCUAAAUUGGUGAAGUUUGUGAUGCAUCCACCUGUACAUGUAAGUACGGGAAAUUUGUAUUGCAUAUCUGAAAGAGAAAAACAACGACUUGGAGCUGAAGGUGACCACUUUGAGUGCGCACUAUGAGAACGCGCAGGAACUGCUAAAGCAGUACGAGCUCGACCUUGUGGAGGAAAAGCACGGCGCGAAACUGUUAUGGAAUGCAAAUAUGUCUGGGUCUGGUUCUGGAACACUGCAACAUGUCAUGCUAACGCAGAAUCAUGCAAAAAUCUGCCUUGCGUGAUUACCAGCAAAGGCUGUGCACUUUCGACCAAGUUUCACGACGCAGGAUAGGCAUGAUGAUAGAGAUCUCACAGAAUCUGUCAUGCUAAAUCCUGCAUUUCAGACCUCAGGGGUCAUGCAAACUCGGCAUGACAAAUCGCGCAUUCUUGUUCCAGACCCAGACAUAUUUGCACUGGAUAACUGUUGCAAGAGAACUACCUGAAGCAGGAACACGCACUCAAAUCGGAAUUGGACCAGACCUUCAAACGGGUAGAAAUUAUCCUGUGCAAAAGCAUCGUAUUCGUAUUGCAGUCAUGCAUAUACAAGUCUUUUUGUUAAGUGUCAAAUCCGCAUUACAAAUUUCAUUUCUCAUGCGGAGGAAAUUUGUAAUGCAUUUAUACGAGAGCUGCGAUACUUUUGCAAUUGAUAGAAAUGAUCGAGCAGCAGGGCAACAAAGAAGUCGACACGCUCCGAGAUUCCCUGCUCAUGGAAAAGACGCAACGAGCGGUAUAAUCGUCCUCUAUGUGCUGUAAAAUUUAAAAUUUCGCUCUGCUUCUGAGCAGCAGUUUCUCUUUCGCUUUACGAAAGCAUCUUGCACUUGUCCUGCAGUGGUUUCACCGAAAAGAACCCGCUUACUUACCGGCGCCAAAGAUUUCGCGUACCGGUGCGCCCAUACGCUCCUGUUUGGCUCGCGUACCGGCGCCGUGCCGGCGCUUCUUUUAGGUGUCUGUGCGGUUUUUUUUGAUGUAGUUUUGCCAUUUUCUCUGUUCAUGUUCUGGCUCUUGAGUAAAAAAAAAGAAUCCCUAUCCUUAGGCCGAGAAAGCGAGCGCCGCGGACCAGAUCCGCAAACUGGAGCAGGCUAUCCAGGGUCGCACAGCGGAACUUGAGCAGCAGCGCCGCUAUGCAGUGCAAAUGUGUCUGGGUCUGGAAGGAUGCAAGGUUUGUCAUGCUUGUCUGGUAUGUCUGAAGAGUCUGUGAUGCGGGUCCAAGAAGAGACCCUCUUGCGUGUCAUGCAAAGACGCAGUUUGUCAUGUGGAAAAUGCAAGAACACUAAAGCAGCGCGGAUAUUCCCCAUGCUUGGCUGUGCAUUACAGAGCAUUCACUAUUCGUAUUCCCCACCCAGCAUUACAAGUUUCCAGACCCAGACGUAUUUGCAUUCGAUAGCCGCGAGACGGAGACAAAACUCAUGGAGCAACAGAAGCUGUUGGCAGACAAACAGAACCUUAUGGAGAACGAGUUGGAGAAAACGCGGUCGAGUUUGCUGCUCGACAAGGAGCGCGCCGUGCAGAGUUUGGUAGAAGAAAAAAACCUAGAGCUGGCGGAAAAAAACCGAGAAUGGGAUACGAAAUACCAGGACAUGAAGAACAGCUACGCCAAGGACCUGGACACCACGACGGCACUUAUGAACCGCAUAAGUACCGUACUCGUAGUAAUUGGAAUUGCAGUCAUGCAUUACAAAUUUUUUUCUUAAGGUCAAUACGCAUUACAAAUUCUAUUUCUCAUGCUGAGAAAAUUUGUAAUGCAUUUAUACGAGUACGGUACUUUUGCAAUGCAUAGCACUGACGCAGCAGCAACAGAACGCGCUGCAGCACGAACUUGAGGGGAUCACCAAAGAAAAAAAGCAGCUGCAGGACUAUGACCCGCUCAGACGUUACAAUCUCAACUGUUACAAUAGAAUCUGGAAAUCUAUGAUGCAAGAACUGCAUGAUCUAGCCUACUCCCAUAGCCAUAGGAUUACGCAUGAUAAGUUUCGGAGUCCCAAACCCACCUGAAAUCCGGCAAAAUUUGUAUUGCGAAAAGCUCGAUUCUCUCUGCGUUCCUCAUGCUCUUCAUGCAAUACAAAUUCUAGAUUCUAUUGUAACGUUUGGGAUUGUAACGCUUGAGCAGUUCAUAAGGAUCUAAGCGACAGACUCGCCAGCGAAAAACAGAAGCUUGAAAGCGAGAAGCGAAGCCUAGAAAUGACAAUAUCGGGGGAGCGGUCAAAACAGGACAAGCAGGCGACGGAGCUUGCGACGCGGGAAAAGCAGGCGGCGGACCAACUCGCGGCGCUCCGCGCGGAGCUCGUGAGCUUGCAAGAGAAGGCCGAUGAGGAGCGACAGACCCUGGACCGCGAAAAGCUGGAACUCGAAAGCACUUUGGCCGCGAAGGCGCAGGCCGCUUCGGCGCUCGAGAAGGAGAAGCUAGACUUGCUGGAAAAAAUGAAAGAGCGGCAAUCGGAGUUCGAGUUGCAGAAAAGCCUAACUUAUGCAGUGCAAAAGCAUACUCGCGCAGCUAGUAGUAGAAGUAAUUGCAAUAGUACGAAUUAGCUCAGCAUGACGCCGCAUCAUCAUCAAAGUUGUCAUGACGAUUUAGCUUGAAAAAGAGACUUGUCAUUUGCUUUUAUUUGUAAAUUACUACGAAUACGACUACACUUUUGCCAUGCAAAUCGCGUCGCACGAGUCGGAGCAGAAGCUGCAAGAUGCGCAAAAGGAAUUCCAGAAGGAGUUGCAGGGGAUGCAGACGCAGGUGAUGCGACUGGAAAUGGAGAAGAAAAAUGCGGAAAAGGGCUACGCGGAGAGGCUAGAAGCCGAACGAGAAAAGCUGGUUAGCGAAAACAACCAGAGCGCUGAGAAGUACAACAGUUACAUCGACACGAUGGAGCAGCAUUCGCAGUCUUUGCAGCAAGAGCUGGACAACGUGAAGAUCCGCAGCACGGACCUGGAGCAGUCGGUGAGUGCCCUGCAGCAUGAAAAGCACGAGCAGCAGCAGAGCAUGGAGCGGGCGAAGCAGGACGCGGACCGAAAAGUGCAGGACCUGACGCAGCAACUAUAUUAUCCUGUGCAAAAGUAUCGUAUGUAGUGAGGUCACCGAACGGUUCUAACCAGGGAGUUUUUUUGACAGCUACCCUGAAAAACGACCGGCAGUUUUCAAGCGGCCGGAGGCGUUUUUUGACAUAAAAAAUUUUUAAUUAUCAAGCGGACGGGGCUUUGCCGUCAAACAAGCCCGGUCGAAAACUAUCGACUCGCACUUGAUAAAACGACGCAGGGGAGCCGGGAAAAGGGGCGCCCUUCUGAGGCGCCCGCCCCCUUGGUUUCUGGCGAUUUGGGGCGCCCAAAAAGGGGCGCGCAAAAAACGCGCCCAAAAUCAAAACAGCGAAACAGCAUGGCACGGCCGCGAUUUCGGAGCAUUUUGGGCGGCCGCGAAAGCGGCCGCCUUUUCGCCGGUUUCAGAGCCUGGGAAGCUUUGCAAAAAGCGCCGGCGUGAAAAAUAAAAACGCGAAAAAGAAAAAGCGCCCCAGACGCGCAAAGCCAAUCCGCAUGCUAUGGGCCCGAUUUUUCUUCGCUUUUUGGGCGCCCCCCGUGGCACCCGGAUCGGCCCCAUAGCAUGGGGGCUGGCCUUCGGAAAGGAAUUUCGGGAAUUUGCCAAAAUUUGCGAUGUUUAUCAAGCGGCCGCCAUACCGUGCGGCCUAACGUUACUCACGGCGGUAUGGCGAGCCCAGAAAAAGCAAAGCCGCGGCCAAGGCGAUGGCCGGCAAGAAAACGCCCAACGACCUCACUACCUCCGCCCCGGCGGCUAUAUUUGGUACUCGUAGUAAUUGGCAUCAUGCAUUACAAAUCUUCUUCUUAAGGUAGAUCCGCAUUACAAAUUUUAUCUCUCAUGCUGAGAAAAUUUGUAAUGCAUUUAUACGAGUGCGAUGCUUUUGCGGUGGAUAUGUAUACCGAGCAGACCAAAGCCGAGAUUUUGCGCAAGGACAAACAAGCCCUAGAAUCGGAGGUUUUAACGCUGAAACAGUCCGUCGCGAGCGGCGAGCAGAAGAUGGCGAAUUUUCAGGAGGAAGUGCAGCAGUUGCGCAGCUUCCAGCAGCAGACCAACAGCGCGACCAGCGAACAGAUGCUGCAAUUCCAAACGGAGUUGCAACAGGAGUUCGAGAAGAAAUUUUCCCUACAACUGACCAACCAGCGGGAGGUCAUCGAGCAGAAAGACGCCCAGAUUAUCGCUCUGGAACAGGAAAAGUCGAAGCACGAACAAGACGUGGACAGCCUCACGGAGAUGAUGCAGCACGCAAUGGUGAUGGAGGAAGAAAAGAACACCGAGAUCGCGAUUCUGAAAAAGUUCAUUGCGGACAACGUGGAUCUCAGCGACGACAACAAUAACGUCCUGCGCGACAUGAUCUUGAAGGACAAAGACAGCGCUGGAAAUCAUCAUCUCCUGAACAGCCCGGGAGGUGGAGCAGCAGGUCCCGUUGCAGCAGGGGCAGCCACGACUGUGUCGGGGAAUCCUAGCGGCAAUAUGAUGAUCGAUCCGAGUUCGCUGAACCAAAUGAUGAUGAUGCGCAUGACGCCGCCGCCGCGGGGAGGCAGUACUAACAUGUUCCAGCCCAGUCCGGGUCCAGUCGCUUCAUCUGGGGCCGGUAACAUCAAUGUGAAUGUGCUGCAGCAGCAGGGGCCAGCACCGCCGCAAGGUUCAUCUACCUUUGGAAUUUCCCCGUUCGCAGCGCGACCCGGCGGCCUGGUGGGCAACAUUGGACUACCCUUGCAUCUCCCGGCCGUGGGGUUGACCAAUCCUGCGGGCGGGCCUGGUGCGGGUCCGCAGAUAUAACAUGCUCAGGUUUUACAAUCUCAAAUCGGUUACCAUAAAAUCUGGAGUUUGUAAUGCAAGAAGUGCAUUAUCUAGCCAACUCUCAUAGGAUUGAGCAUGACAAGUUCUGGAGUCCCAAUCCGCACUACAAUCUGGCGAAAUUUGUAUUGCAGAAAGUGGAAUGCUCUGCGAGUCUGUCAUGCUCCUCAUGCAAUACAAAACCCAGAUUCUAUUCUAACGUUUGAGAUUGUAACGCUUGAGCAGGUCAUAGAAGAUAUGGUCGUCUUCUUCGGUUGAGCAGGAGUAUGGCGGCGGGUACACUGGUUUUACCACCAGCACCGCGAAGUCUGCCAUUGUCGUCGGCUGCAACUUAUGAACUGCAAAAGUACAGUAUCGCACUAGUAUAAAUUGGAUUACGAAUUGGCAUUGAGUUAGCAUUACGAAUUAAAUUUGUAAAUGCGGACUUGCCCGAAUGCGAAGCGCCUGUAUGCCGCUGCGAAACGCAGCAAGCUUCUUGCUGAAUUUGUCCGAAUUGGCGCAGCAGAGGUAGCUCGUUGGCAGCCUCUCGCCUACGUUUCGCUUGUGCAUAAGGACCUCCAGGGCCGUGCGUCAUGUUCUGCCUCACGUCUUAGACGGAUGCCGCACGUCUGACCUUCGUGCAGCCUGGGCCCCGACUCAUGCCGCCUCUGCCUUUUCGUUGCGCCUUCUACGACGCUCGCCCGCAAAGAAGCGGCGGCCCCCGCAAACGUUGCCGCGCCCGCCCGCUUGAAGCUGAACGCGGCAAACCCGCACGGGGGGACGAAACGAAGCGCGCGGCGCUGGUGAUUCUCGAGACCAAACCGCGAGGAAAGUCGCCGCCCUUUUCGCAGGAACGCAAAAACGAGACACCCGCCCGCGCCCGUGCUCGCUAAUCGCAAAGAAACGGCGGCCCCCGCGGACGCUUUCGCGCCCGCCCGCUUGAAGCUGAACGCGGCAAACCCGCAUGGGGAGACGGAACGAAGCGCGCGGCCCUGGUGGUUCUCGAGACCAAACCGGGAGGAAAAUCGCCGCCCUUUUCGCAGGAACGCAAAAACGAGACUCCCGCCCGCGCCAGUGCUCGCCUAUCGCAAAGAAACGGCGGCCCCCGCGGACGUUUUCGCGCUCGCCCGCCUGAAGCGGAACGCGGCAAACCCGCAUGGGGAGACGGAACGAAGCGCGCGGCCCUGGUGGUUCUCGAGACCAAACCGGGAGGGAAAUCGCCGCCCUUUUCGCAGGAACGCAAAAACGAGACUCCCGCCCGCGCCAAUGCUCGCUAAUCGCAAAGAAACGGCGGCCCCCGCGGACGUUUUCGCGCUCGCCCGCCUGAAGCUGAACGCGGCAAACCCGCAUGGGGAGACGGAACGAAGCGCGCGGCCCUGGUGGUUCUCGAGACCAAACCGGGAGGAAAAUCGCCGCCCUUUUCGCAGGAACGCAAAAACGAGACUCCCGCCCGCGCCAAUGCUCGCUAAUCGCAAAGAAACGGCGGCCCCCGCGGACGUUUUCGCGCUCGCCCGCCUGAAGCUGAACGCGGCAAACCCGCAUGGGGAGACGGAACGAAGCGCGCGGCCCUGGUGGUUCUCGAGACCAAACCGGGAGGAAAAUCGCCGCCCUUUUCGCAGGAACGCAAAAACGAGACUCCCGCCCGCGCCAAUGCUCGCUAAUCGCAAAGAAACGGCGGCCCCCGCGGACGUUUUCGCGCUCGCCCGCCUGAAGCUGAACGCGGCAAACCCGCAUGGGGAGACGGAACGAAGCGCGCGGCCCUGGUGGUUCUCGAGACCAAACCGGGAGGAAAAUCGCCGCCCUUUUCGCAGGAACGCAAAAACGAGACUCCCGCCCGCGCCAAUGCUCGCUAAUCGCAAAGAAACGGCGGCCCCCGCGGACGUUUUCGCGCUCGCCCGCCUGAAGCUGAACGCGGCAAACCCGCAUGGGGAGACGGAACGAAGCGCGCGGCCCUGGUGGUUCUCGAGACCAAACCGGGAGGAAAAUCGCCGCCCUUUUCGCAGGAACGCAAAAACGAGACUCCCGCCCGCGCCAAUGCUCGCUAAUCGCAAAGAAACGGCGGCCCCCGCGGACGUUUUCGCGCUCGCCCGCCUGAAGCUGAACGCGGCAAACCCGCAUGGGGAGACGGAACGAAGCGCGCGGCCCUGGUGGUUCUCGAGACCAAACCGGGAGGAAAAUCGCCGCCCUUUUCGCAGGAACGCAAAAACGAGACUCCCGCCCGCGCCAAUGCUCGCUAAUCGCAAAGAAACGGCGGCCCCCGCGGACGUUUUCGCGCUCGCCCGCCUGAAGCUGAACGCGGCAAACCCGCAUGGGGAGACGGAACGAAGCGCGCGGCCCUGGUGGUUCUCGAGACCAAACCGGGAGGAAAAUCGCCGCCCUUUUCGCAGGAACGCAAAAACGAGACUCCCGCCCGCGCCAAUGCUCGCUAAUCGCAAAGAAACGGCGGCCCCCGCGGACGUUUUCGCGCUCGCCCGCCUGAAGCUGAACGCGGCAAACCCGCAUGGGGAGACGGAACGAAGCGCGCGGCCCUGGUGGUUCUCGAGACCAAACCGGGAGGAAAAUCGCCGCCCUUUUCGCAGGAACGCAAAAACGAGACUCCCGCCCGCGCCAAUGCUCGCUAAUCGCAAAGAAACGGCGGCCCCCGCGGACGUUUUCGCGCUCGCCCGCCUGAAGCUGAACGCGGCAAACCCGCAUGGGGAGACGGAACGAAGCGCGCGGCCCUGGUGGUUCUCGAGACCAAACCGGGAGGAAAAUCGCCGCCCUUUUCGCAGGAACGCAAAAACGAGACUCCCGCCCGCGCCAAUGCUCGCUAAUCGCAAAGAAACGGCGGCCCCCGCGGACGUUUUCGCGCUCGCCCGCCUGAAGCUGAACGCGGCAAACCCGCAUGGGGAGACGGAACGAAGCGCGCGGCCCUGGUGGUUCUCGAGACCAAACCGGGAGGAAAAUCGCCGCCCUUUUCGCAGGAACGCAAAAACGAGACUCCCGCCCGCGCCAAUGCUCGCUAAUCGCAAAGAAACGGCGGCCCCCGCGGACGUUUUCGCGCUCGCCCGCCUGAAGCUGAACGCGGCAAACCCGCAUGGGGAGACGGAACGAAGCGCGCGGCCCUGGUGGUUCUCGAGACCAAACCGGGAGGAAAAUCGCCGCCCUUUUCGCAGGAACGCAAAAACGAGACUCCCGCCCGCGCCAAUGCUCGCUAAUCGCAAAGAAACGGCGGCCCCCGCGGACGUUUUCGCGCUCGCCCGCCUGAAGCUGAACGCGGCAAACCCGCAUGGGGAGACGGAACGAAGCGCGCGGCCCUGGUGGUUCUCGAGACCAAACCGGGAGGAAAAUCGCCGCCCUUUUCGCAGGAACGCAAAAACGAGACUCCCGCCCGCGCCAAUGCUCGCUAAUCGCAAAGAAACGGCGGCCCCCGCAAACGUUUCCGCGCCCGCCCGCUUGAAGUUGAACGCGGCAAAUCCGUAUGGGGAGACGAAACGAAGCGCGCGGCCCUGGUGGUUCUCGAGACCAAACCGGGAGGAAAAUCGCCGCCCUUUUCGCAGGAACGCAAAAACCAGACGCCCGCCUGCGCCAGUGCUCGCUAAUCGCAAAGAAGCGGCGGCCCCCGCAAAUGUUUCCGCGCUCGCCCGCUUGAAGUUGAACGCGGCAAAUCCGCAUGGGGAGACGAAACGAAGCGCGCGGCGCUGGUGAUUCUCGAGACCAAGCCGGGAGGAAAGUCGCCACCCUUUUCGCAGGAGCAGCACGGCGACCGCCCCGCCUGCGCCCGUCCACCCAAGCCAACCAAACGAGCCCCAGCGCGUUGCUUAGCUUAUAUCCUUCUCGAUUUAUUGUUCAGUAGAAGGCCGCGGCCGCCCGGACGUCCUGCCGCCCGGUUGUAGCUCUGUCUCCGAUGUGCUGCGGAUUUGCCUUAGCAAAAAGAUCUGGAGCGCAUGCAUUGCGUCGCAAUAUAGACAUAGAGCACGAGGGCGCCGAGCACUUUUGCAGUUCAUACAACUACCCAAACGUCCGCAACGCGGGUAUGGACAAGCUCGCAAGCGGGGAAGUCGUCAACUGUUAACUUGAUUCCUUGUCGUGCGAAAUUGGAAUUGCCAUGCAUCAGCUUCAGCAUCUUGGAUAGUAGCAGAAUCAAACUGCUUUGCACUUUGCGUGGCAAAUUCUCAUAGGGCCAAAAUCAACAUGGGAACAAUCUGUGCCAAGAUUGUAAAGCCAGGGGUGCGACGAGCUCGAGCUCCCUCCUUUAAAGUCCCUUUGGCUAUUGAUUCAUGAAUCACAAGAAAUUCACGCAACAACAGCCGCUGAAAACUCAACGCUUGAGACCUCCAUUCCGGGCCUGCAGCACGCCAAUGCGGACGCCAUGCAGAUCGCGAGAUGCUUCGAACAAAGCCAGCAGUUCCGCGGCGGCGCGGGGAUACGGGUGUUGACCGACACGCUCGAGGCGGCGGUAUGAAUUGCAAAAGUAUCGCACUCGUAUAAAUGCAUAUACAAAUUCCCUCAGCAUGAGAAAUAGGAUUUCUUUGUAAUGCGGAUUUACCUUAAGAAAAGGGCUUGCUAAUGCAAGACUUGCAUUUAUACGAGUGCGAUACUUUUGCACAGGAUAGGCGGGCGACGUCAGCGACUCCUCGUCGCACAGCGCGAGUCACGGGACAAGUAUAUGCCUUGCAAAUAUGCCUCGGUGUGGACACCUGUGAUGCUGAAUUGAGCAUGAUUGAAGCGCUUGCGAUGUUGGCACCCAAGCGUGACAAGCUUUUGAAACGCCUGCUAAUGCCUAGCACGCAUCACAAAUUGCGCUUUUGCACGAGAAAGGAAGCUCCUCUUUUGCUCCUCAUACAACACAGAUUUGCCAGGAAUGGAAGACUCGCAUCACAAGAUCCACUGUCCCAGACUUAGACAGUACAUAUUUGCACUUGAUAAAUUACCUGCCACAACAUUUUCCACGCCAUUGAGGACGUGCUGGUCAAGAAUUCGAACCCGACAGAGCACUUGUUUUUCUACUUUUCCGGUUACGGCAGCUCGAUGAGCAGUAGCAGUAGCAGCCACGUGCUGGACACCACGGCUCUGAUGAGCCACAGUGCUGUAUCAAACGGAAAAAUCCCCCCUCCCGAUGAACUUCUGAUGCUGGAUUUGUGUACACAAAUCAGCUUUGUCUUGCAGGAAGGCACUGUGGCCAGAUUCCCAGGCUCUGUGGGGGCGUAUGGGUCUAGUUGUUCAGCAUCGCAAACGGCUGCCCUUUAGGCCAAACAGCAUGGCAAAUCGCUCCCAUAAUGGGAGGGAAGCAUCUGCCAUUGCCUUCUUGCAAGACAAAUGUGAUCUGUGGCCUCAAAUCAGCAGCACAAAUUUGCGGAGUCAUACCUUUUUCAAUAUGCGUCGGGAGGAUUUUUCCCUUUGAUAUGCUGCAUCCUCAUCCCCAAGCACCGCGGUUCUCCUUCCCGCAGAUUUUGCGAAGUCGCUCCCUGUACGCGUUGCAAAUUAAUAUGUCUAGAUCUGGAGAAACUUCUAAUGCUAGUUUGUGAAUGGUGGGCGUACUGCGAUACGCAGCCACGCAUGGCAAGCCAGUGAGUUUCUGGGCUAGGCUACCUUCCCGCAUGACGAUCAAGAGGCUUUUGUUCUCCUCCUCUCGCAUUACAGAUUCAAUUGUCAUGCGAGACUAGCAUGACAAACGUGCAUUCUUCCGGUUCCAGACGUUUUUGCAAUGCAUACCCUGCCGGGUUCGUCGCGGAUCCGGAGUGGAAAAACUCGGUGCAGCACAUGGAAAAACACUUCGACUACUCACCGAACAAGACUUCCUCAAACCGCGACCUGACGCAAGUCGUGCAGGGUCAGGUGCAGCGGUGCGGCUAUCGAUUCUUUUCGAUCGAGCAGCUUUACCAGUGGAUCAGGCACUGUGCCAACCGGCGCACGACGGCCUCGGGCGUGCCGGAGCUGAAAAAAGUCACCUUGAUUCUGUAUGGCAUUCUCAACUGUUACAUUCUCAAGUGUUACACGGAUUUGUCAUGCAAAAUUGCCAUCAGCCUCCACUUGAGCAAGGUGCCUAGCAUGACAAAUCUCCGAAGGGCUAAACAGCAUCGAAAUCUGCGGAAAAUCUGUGAUGCGAAAGCUGCAAUAAUGCAACUUUCACUAUUGCUGUUCUUGCAUUACAAAUCCAUGUAACAGUUGAGAAUGUAACGCUUGAGAACGCCAUAUUCUGGACGCGGGGCUUCUGGUGACGGAUCACAGCACGAAUAGUUCUUCCGGCGCCGCGCCAAAACGCGUGCGGGUUUUUGGCCAGGAGGUGUUUUAUCCAACGUAAAAUCGUCAUGAUUUAUUUGAGCUUCGCCAAGUGAAUUAAUGGUGUAAAGUAACUUGCGAUGUUGAGAAGUACUUUAUGAACCUUCAUGACCACAUUAGGGCGCUAUAAGUCUCCCUGCGAGCUGACUUGCUGGAGUCCGAGUGACAGCCGCCGGAAUCCGCUUCACUCCGAUUCGGGCGCUCGUCACUCGGAAUGAUUCUGGUUCGUUUUUUGUCACUCCGAUUCGUGUUGACCAAAAUGAUUUUUUUGACCAACACGAAUCCGAGUGAGUGCGAAUCAGGCCGGCAUGCUCCCCGCAAGCUACCUUGCUGGAGUCCGAGUGACAGCCGCCGGACUCCGCUUCACUCCGAUUCGGGCGCUCGUCACUCGGAAUGAUUCUGGUUCGUUUUUUGUCACUCGGAUCAUUCGCGCUCAUUACUGCGAAGGUCACCAAGUGAACACGUGAAGAUGGCAUUUUUGGGAAAGCAGAUUAGAUUUCGAUUUUACAUUAGCAUACCUGAGUCAAGACCAAGCCAGGAGCGACGACGCCCUCCUCGAUUUUCCAGGGGUUUUUCCAGCAGUAUGGCGUUCUCAACUGUUACAUUCUCAACUGUUUACACGAUUUGUCAUGCGAGACCACCUUCAAAAUCGACACUAUCAAGCUGCUUUGCAUGGCAAAUUCUCAGAGGGCGAAGCAGGAUGAUAAUCCGUGCCAAAUCUGUCAUGCAAGACGCGCAAGGUCGCCCCGUUCACUCUUUCCAUUCUUGCAUCACAAAUUCAUGUAACACUUGAGAAUGUAACAGUUAAAAACGCCAUAAGCAGAAAAGCGACUCUGCCUCCAGCGGUACAAGCAGUGGCAACCGCCAUCUGCCACUCCCGCCAUUUCCGGUGUUGGAUCUGGAGGAAAACUUUCCGCAACCUAGCAUGAAUGUGCCCAGCCACGACGGAAUCGAGAUCCGGGUAAUUUGCCCGAAACACAGUUGCAGCGAAGACCAGACGAGUGGGGCCUUCACGUAUUGAGAGGAAAAAUCCCCCCUCCCCAUAUCGAAACGGUAUGCUUCCGAAAAUUUGUCUUGCUGAUUUGAGACCACAAAUCACGUCUGUCUUGCCAGAAGACAAGUACACAGGCUCUGCCGCAUUACGCAGGCGGUUUGUGAUGCUGUUGGGCCUACAGCAUAGACGUUUCCCAUGCUAAGCACCUAGGCAAAAACCUCUCCGCUCAGGCUUGGCAGGAGCCUGCAGUCCGCCAUUGCAAGACAGAUCUGAUUUGUGUACGCAAAUCCAGCAUCAGAAACUUCCUUUUGAUAUGGGGAGGGGGGAUUUUUCCUUUUGAUAUCACGAAAAAAGUGCUUACUGUGCUUGGCAGUGCAGCGAGCGGGGCUGCAGCGGAGACCCUGAGCUUUCAGCAAGUCGCGGCGAGCAGUGGGACGGCGGGGGAGGAAGUGUUUGUGAUGGGUGGGACGGGCAGCGGAGAGCUGUUCUACUCUUAA
Messenger RNA from Amoebophrya sp. A120, 27771 nucleotides. Lineage: Eukaryota; Dinophyceae; Syndiniales; Amoebophryaceae. The record is from the annotation of a GenBank genome assembly.